CGGAAUACACACUGAUGAUUUGACAUUUUUCUUGUUUGACAUUGACAAUUUGUUUGUCUUUUUCUAAGUGUAACCGGAAUAAAAUCGUGAUUUGUAACUUUUUUCAUAGUUUUAAAUUUUAUACAUCUUUCAUCUUAAAUAAAAUGGCAACGUCCGUUAUCAACACAUACGCCGACCCAUGCAUCCCAGAAUGGAUGAGUGCACCCCACAGCACUGGUACCUCUAUUAUGGCGUGCGAGUUCAACGGCGGAGUGGUGAUCGGAGCAGACUCUAGAACAACGACGGGCGCGUACAUCGCCAACAGAGUCACCGACAAGCUCACUAAAAUCACUGACCAUAUUUACUGUUGUCGAUCUGGUUCUGCUGCUGAUACACAAGCUAUUGCUGAUAUUGUCACAUACCAUUUAAAUUUCCACAAGAUGGAAUUAGGAGAACCUCCUCUAGUGCAGACAGCUGCAUCCAUAUUCCGUGAGCUCUGCUACAACUACCGUGAUUCACUUGUGGCUGGGAUUCUGGUAGCUGGAUGGGAUAAAAAGAAAGGAGGACAAAUCUACUCAGUACCCAUUGGGGGUAUGGUCCAACGACAAGCUGUAUCCAUUGGUGGGUCUGGAUCUAGCUAUGUCUAUGGUUAUGUUGAUGCUAACUUCAAGCCUAACAUGAGCAAGGAGGAAGCUGUAAAGUUUGUUACAAAUACACUAACAUUGGCCAUGCUGCGCGAUGGAUCCUCCGGAGGCGUCGUAAGAUUGGGCGUCAUUACAGAGGCUGGGGUGGAAAGGUCCGUCAUUUUAGGUGAUCAACUUCCUAAGUUUUAUGAGGGUUAAUAUAUUUUGUAUUUUACAGUAUGUGUAAUAAAAAAUCUACAGUUCUA
This is a messenger RNA of Galleria mellonella (greater wax moth), 868 nucleotides long. It is a transcript of the gene Prosbeta1, whose product is annotated as proteasome subunit beta type-6. The coding region runs from base 144 to 821 and encodes 225 amino acids. Gene Ontology annotation, molecular function: threonine-type endopeptidase activity. NCBI's taxonomy places the organism in Eukaryota, Metazoa, Arthropoda, Insecta, Lepidoptera, Pyralidae. The transcript has 4 exons. The record is from RefSeq and is a predicted model, not a curated record. Gene Ontology annotation, cellular component: proteasome core complex.